AUGGAAGAGUUAGGACAAUCGAAGAAUCGCAAACGAAGUCUCGUUACACGAAGGAAUUCGACGUCCGUGCUUCCAUCCACAAUUUGUUAUAGGGACGUUGUGCUUGCGGCGGCAUUUAUAGCAAAUGUAGGACUUACCGCUCAUGCCCAGACGAACCCUCCCGCAUCGACUGCUUCUACCCAGCAAGUUACUUCAGCAUUCACAACUCUUCCAGAGCGUUGCAUCGUUCCUGCUUCUACAUUUCACGGUGUCAACCCUUGGCUCCUGCGCGCAGUGCUCCAAGUAGAGUCAGGCCUCAAACCAGAUGCUAUUGGCAAGAACAGCAACGGCACCAUCGACAUUGGUAUUGGCCAGAUGAACUCCAUGCACCUACCGGAGCUUAAAAAGUACGGUAUUGAAGCGGCGCAUCUUACGGACGCGUGUGUGGCCACCUAUGUAGCGGCCUGGCAUCUCAAGAAGCUGGUGACGCAAUACGGAAAUACUUGGGAAGCAGUAGCGCGAUAUCACAGCGCAACGCCAGUGCUCAAUCAGAGGUACCAAAUCCUGCUGCGUAACCAGUUGAUCAAAUCAGCUGUGCUGCCGGGUGUUCCAGCACCAGUACCACCAAUAAAUCAAAACGCUUCCCCAACCACACGCCAAUCAGAAGAUUCACAGAAUGCAGCUCGAUUUUCUUCAAUGAGUGUUUUUGAGGCACCACAAUAG
Molecule: messenger RNA, 702 nt
Organism: Ostertagia ostertagi
Lineage: Eukaryota; Metazoa; Nematoda; Chromadorea; Rhabditida; Trichostrongylidae
Source: the annotation of a GenBank genome assembly